UUGGAUUGGGGAGUUUUGGUUUUGCAUGCAUGUAAGAAGGAUAAACAUAAAAUGGUGUGAUGCGAAAUUAGGAGAGAAAUUAAAAAAAGAAAAGGAAAGAGUCAUCGACGUCGACCCACGUGUUCACGCUUGGCAUAUACUUCCUUCUCCACCUUUCCUUCUUUCACCGCCCUUCAAAAAAUUUCCCCCUAAAUCGAAUUAACCCCCAAUUUUCUGGUUUUUUUGUUGGAGGAAAUUUUCGCAAUCUCGCCACCCCCAAUCCCAAAUCUCUCUUCUUCUCUGAUUGAUUGGCCGGCCUGCUGAUAUGGUGGCGGGGUUGUUUGGCCUUUCGGCGGAGGAGGCCGUCGUCGCGCUCCGCCUCAAGGCCGCCACGAGUUGGUGGGACAUAGUCAAUCACUCUGCCGCUUGGCAGGACCGUAUUUUCCAUGUGCUCGCUGUGCUUUAUGGGAUCGUCGCUGCUGUUGCUCUUGUACAAUUGGUGAGAAUACAAUUGAGAGUACCCGAGUAUGGUUGGACGACUCAGAAAGUAUUCCAUUUUCUAAAUUUCUUAGUCAAUGGAGUUCGUAGCAUUGUGUUUGCAUUUCGUCGGGACGUUCAGAAGUUGGAUCCGGAGAUUACCCGUCACAUUUUGCUUGAUUUGCCAAGUCUUGCGUUUUUCACAACAUAUGCAUUGCUUGUACUGUUCUGGGCAGAAAUUUACUAUCAGGCUCGUGCUGUAUCUACUGAUGGUCUGAGGCCUACCUUUUACACAGUAAAUGGUGUGGUUUAUUUCAUUCAGAUGGUUCUGUGGUUAGUUCUAUGGUGGAAGCCUGUUCAUGUAGUGGUGGUUUUAUCCAAGAUGUUCUUUGCAGGUGUUUCUUUAUUUGCUGCCCUGGGGUUUCUUCUCUACGGUGGAAGGUUAUUUUUAAUGCUACAACGAUUUCCCGUGGAGUCGAAAGGACGUCGCAAAAAACUACAGGAGGUUGGCUAUGUAACAACAAUUUGUUUUGCAUGUUUUCUGGUUAGAUGCAUUAUGAUGUGCUUUGAUGCAUUUGACCCAGCUGCUGAUCUUGAUCUUCUGGAUCAUCCUAUUUUGAAUUUUAUCUACUAUCUGCUGGUGGAGAUAUUGCCUUCAGCACUCGUGCUCUUCAUAUUGAGAAAACUGCCUCCAAAACGUGGGAUCACACAGUAUCAUCCGAUCAGGUGACGGAACCAACUGCUGGAUGAGGUUGACAAGUGCAGGGUUGGGAUAUGAUGAUGAAUUUGGCGCAGAAAAGUGAUGAUCAAUCAUUUUAAUUUUUGUCCAACUCCCACCCUCUCAAUCUUGAGCUUACUCUCACAUGCAGUUGACAGUUUUUCUCUUUGCUUUCGGAAUCAUCAAAGUGGAAAAUGUAGUUUCGAAAUUAAAAGUGCAUAAUCUGUCUCGUCUGUUCAACCACGUUUUGCCCUUUGUGUGUGUGUAGGUGGGUGUGGAGGGAGUAUAAAAAUUAUACAACUCUCUAGGGGUCUAGUCGAACCAAAGCUUGAUUUGUUUAUUAACGAGCUGAGCCUCGAGCUUUCUCUACUUAUAUAUAAUAUAAGUUGUCCAAGUGAAAAUAUUCUUUUAGGGACCAAUUUUAUUCAUAUUUUACAAGAAA
Salvia miltiorrhiza (redroot sage) is the source of this 1616-nucleotide messenger RNA. RefSeq names its product tobamovirus multiplication protein 3-like. Bases 305 to 1186 code for a protein of 293 amino acids. The record is from RefSeq and is a predicted model, not a curated record. Lineage: Eukaryota; Viridiplantae; Streptophyta; Magnoliopsida; Lamiales; Lamiaceae. The transcript is spliced from 11 exons.